Miscanthus lutarioriparius is the source of this 1221-nucleotide messenger RNA. Lineage: Eukaryota; Viridiplantae; Streptophyta; Magnoliopsida; Poales; Poaceae. The record is from the annotation of a GenBank genome assembly.
AUGGCCCGCGAGAUCCUCAUCCUCCGACGCCUCGACCACCCCAACGUCGUCAAGCUCGACGGCCUCGUCACCUCCCGAAUGUCCUGCAGCCUCUACCUCGUCUUCGAGUACAUGGAGCACGAUCUCGCGGGCCUCGCCGCCAGCCCGGAAAUCAAGUUCACUGAGCCACAGGUUAAGUGCUAUAUGCAUCAGUUGUUGUCGGGUCUGGAGCACUGCCACGACCGCGGCGUGCUGCACCGGGACAUCAAGGGCUCGAAUCUGCUUCUGGACAACAAUGGCAUGCUGAAGAUUGCAGAUUUUGGUCUCGCGUCAUUCUUCGACCCAGACCGUAAACAGCCGAUGACGAGCCGGGUGGUGACCCUAUGGUACCGGCCACCCGAGCUACUUCUCGGCGCAACGGAUUACGGGGUGGGUGUGGACCUGUGGAGCGCAGGGUGUAUCCUGGCCGAGUUGCUCGCUGGGAGGCCAAUUAUGCCAGGACGAACAGAGGUGGAACAGCUGCAUAAAAUUUUUAAGUUGUGUGGCUCACCAACAGAAGAAUAUUGGAAAAAGUCAAAGCUGCCUCAUGCUACAAUAUUUAAGCCUCAGCAACCGUACAAAAGGCGAAUAAGAGAGACGUUUAAGGAUUUUCCACAAUCAGCACUGCAGUUGAUCGAGACACUACUUGCAAUUGAUCCAGCAGAUCGGUUAACAGCGACUUCUGCAUUAAGAAGCGAUUUCUUUACAACCGAACCUUUUGCAUGCGAACCGUCGAGUCUUCCAAAAUAUCCUCCAAGCAAAGAAAUAGAUGCAAAACGAAGAGACGAAGAAGCCAGACGUUUAAGAGCUGCUGGUGGUAGAGCUAAUGGUGAUGGAGCCAAGAAGACGAGAACACGUGAUCGACCUAAGGCAGUUCCAGCUCCAGAGGCAAAUGCUGAACUUCAAGUAAACAUCGAUAAAAGAAGGUUCAUUACUCAUGCAAAUGCGAAGAGCAAGAGUGAAAAGUUCCCUCCCCCACAUCAAGAUGGUGCGGUUGGUGUCCCUUUGGAUACUUCAAAUCAUAUGGACCCGAUAUACGAACCUCCAGACCCAUCUUCCUUCAGCACUGUGUUCACAUAUGAGAAAGGCGCUGUGCCUACUUGGUCUGGACCAUUGGUUGAUCCUGCUGCAGUGGUGAACCAAAAGCGGAAGCACAAGUCUGGGCGCUCAUCGAAACAACCGGCCACUGCCCGUGCUCGGUAA